AUGUCUGAUUCAUGUUCAGCAUCAUCCAUACGUAAGCAACCCAUACAAGAAGAAGUAGCUUUCCAUAAAGCAAAACUAGUAUCAAAUGACGAUGUUAAAGACUUAUCUCUAACAGAAAAUUUAGCUGACGCUUACGAAAGUGUGACAUCUAAGAUCCACAAGAUUGGUGCAGCUGCCACUCGUGAUCCUAUUAUACGUAGAGAUAUUGCUACCACGUUUAAAGAAAUUAAUAUUGUCUUGUGUGGUUCACCGCGAGUUGGAAAGAGUACGCUGAUCAACGCCAUAUGUCAACAGACAUUGGCUAAAACAAGUCCUGGACUUGAUGCCUGUACGCAUGGGAUCACGCGUUACUACCUUACAGGUAACAUCAAAACUGACUCUGGAACAAUAAAUUAUGAAUAUAAUUUUUGGGACACACCCGGACUUGAAAGUUGGAGUCAAGAGGACAUUCGCAGACAUUUAGAAAAUAUUUUAAAGAAGCCUAAAUCUGAUAUACUAUGCAUGAUCUACUGUGCAUCACCAGGUUCUUUCGCAAAUCUUGAAAAAUUAAAUUGGCUACUAAAAGAGUGUAUGAAUAGACAAAUAUUUUGUGCUCUUGUAUGUACGAACAAAUAUGGUGGACAAGCAGCACAACGAAAUGCUGUUAUGGAAGAUUUUCAACGAUUACUGGAGCAUUAUCACGUCAAAACUCGAGAGGAAAAUGGUGUUAUCUACUUUGGAAAUAUGGGACUAUGCACAGCGGUAAAUAGCCAAAAAUUUGUCGAUGAUUAUACAGGCAGAACUUUCGAGGAAUCCGGUAUUGAUGAACUUAUUUUGGGUAUUAUGGAAUCACUCGACGAAGAAAAAGUGGCUCAGUGGUGCAUGGUAGCGUUUGAAAACAAAUCAUUUUGGAAAAAUGUGUUUAAAUUUCCGGCACAAUUGAAAGCGUUUUGGAACAGACUGAUCGGCAGGGCAUGA
Molecule: messenger RNA, 957 nt
Organism: Rotaria sp. Silwood1
Lineage: Eukaryota; Metazoa; Rotifera; Eurotatoria; Philodinida; Philodinidae
Source: the annotation of a GenBank genome assembly